This is a messenger RNA of Schizophyllum commune H4-8, 1708 nucleotides long. Its product is annotated as MFS general substrate transporter. The record is from RefSeq and is a predicted model, not a curated record. Gene Ontology annotation, cellular component: membrane. Bases 22 to 1509 code for a protein of 495 amino acids. Gene Ontology annotation, biological process: transmembrane transport. The transcript has 12 exons. Lineage: Eukaryota; Fungi; Basidiomycota; Agaricomycetes; Agaricales; Schizophyllaceae. Gene Ontology annotation, molecular function: transmembrane transporter activity.
UUUCUCUGCCAGACCGCCGCCAUGUCCGCGAUCGACGCGCCCUCGCUCUCCAAGCUCGAGCGCAGCCCCUCCAUGGAGAAGGCUGCGGCGUCCGAAGUGCAGAGCUCGCAGCCGCUCGAGUUCACCAGGGCGGAGGAGAAGAAGCUGACGAGGAAGUACGACUUCUACCUACUUCCGCCAUUGACCAUUAUGUACUUGUGCAAUGCACUGGACAAGGGCAACGUCGGCAAUGCGAAGACGGACGGCUGGGACAAGGACCUCGGUCUGCACGGGAACCAGUACUACCUCCUCGUCAUGAUUUUCUACGUCCCCUUCUGCAUAUUCGGCACACCAAUCAGUCUCCUGGUCAAGCGCUACAGCGCGGCAAGGGUGCUCCCGUGUCUGAUGGUCGGAUUUGGCAGCAUGUCCAUCUUCGCGGCUAUAGCCAAGAACUUCAGCCAGAUCUUCGCCAUCCGUUUCUUCCUGGGAAUCUUCGAGUCCCCAAUGCUUCCUGGUGUGAUCUACUACCUCUCGACGUUCUACAAGCGCGAUGAGCUUGCGUCGCGCGUGGGGUUGUUCUACGCCGCCGCUUCCAUCUCCGGAGCCUUCUCCGGCCUCAUCGCCUACGGGACCUUCCAGAUCCCGCCGACGAAGUUCCACAACUGGCAGUACCUCUUCUGGAUUGAGGGUGGUGCAACGAUCGUCUUCGCCAUCCUCGCGUUCAUCCUCCUCCCGCUCUCGCCCGCCAAGUUCUUUUUGCUCACGGACCGCGAGAAGGAAAUCGCGCGGGCGAGGAUCAUGGCGGACUCGUCGGCGGUGGUGGGGGAGAAGCUGAAUAUUCGGGAUGCGUUCAGGCCGUUUAAGGAUCCGAUGUAUUGGGUCUGGGCCCUCAUCUGCCUGUCCUUCGGCGUGCCUCUGGCCUCCGUCAACAACUUCCUCCCGCAGAUCGUGGCGAGCUUGGGGUACAGCCCGGUGAAGACGAACCUAUACACCGUGGCGCCGAAUAUCGUGGGCACGGUCGCGCUUAUCAUCCUGACGCAGUCGUCGGACUACUUCCGGGAGCGGUCGAUCCAUAUCUGCAUCCCGCUCGUCGUCGCCAUUGUCGGCUUUAUCGUCCUCGGCGCCAUCGAUCCGCUCGCGCACAAGAGCACCGCGUACUUUGCGUGCUUCCUGCUGACGAUGGGCGCGUUCAGCCCGAGUGUGCUGGUCGCGGCUUGGUAUUCGAAUAAUACGCCGAGCGAGUCGCGGCGUGCGGUGGUGGCGGCUGUCAUGGUCGCCAUCGCCAACUCCAGCGGCCUCAUCUCCACGAACGUCUUCCGCGAGAAGGACGAGCCGAAGUACGUGCUCGCGCUCGCGGUGUCGGCUGCGUUUGGCGGGCUGUGCGUUAUUCUCGUCGCUGGCGUGGGCAUCUGGAUGCGCUGGGAGAACGCAAGGAGGAACCGGGAGCAGGGCGUCAACAUCACGUCGAAGGACGUCGACACGAGCGAGGUGCACGGGCCUUCGCAUCCGAGCUGGCGCUAUGUCGUCUAGGCUGGUGCGAUGCCCGCUGAUCCCUCUCUGAACCUACAGUCUCUUUGCACGACUAGCCUUCUCGCAUGCGCUAUACUUAUUGGAAGGCUGGGUACGCCUUGUAUGUUUUACGGCAAUUUACGGGUCAUGGGUAUGGCAUUACUGUAACGAUAGGUAUAAUCUGAAUACCACUAUACCGCUAAGGAUGCCUUCGAUGAUC